Lactuca saligna is the source of this 888-nucleotide messenger RNA. The record is from the annotation of a GenBank genome assembly. NCBI's taxonomy places the organism in Eukaryota, Viridiplantae, Streptophyta, Magnoliopsida, Asterales, Asteraceae.
AUGGCAGAAUUCGAAACAAAGGGGAAUCUUUUUCACGUGGGUUAUGCUUUACCUGCAAGAAAAAUUAAAGCUUUCAUGGUGCCAUCGUUCAUCGACAUCGCUAGAGAACGAGGCAUUGAUUUCAUCCCAAUCGACGUUUCAAAACCACUCACUGAUCAAGCUCCCUUCGAUUGCAUCCUUCACAAGGUCUACGGCAAUGAAUGGAACCUGAAUCUCCAGAAUUUCUCCGUCAGCAACCCCAACGCCACCAUCAUCGACCCUCUCUCCGCCAUCCAGCGCCUCCACAAUCGCAUCUCCAUGCUCGAACCCGUCUCUCAACUCAACAUCCCCCAACUCAAAAUCCCAAACCAAAUCCUAGUUCGAGAUGCAGAGUCUUUGAAAAAUGUCGAAACUACAAGUGGUUUGAAUUUUCCGGUGAUAGCGAAAUCCCUGCUUGCUGACGGGACCACUAAAGCGCACGAUAUGUCACUGGUGUUCAACCACGAUGGGCUAAUGAAAGAAAUCAAACUGGAGCCACCCAUGGUGCUGCAACAGUUUGUGAACCACGGUGGGACCAUCUUCAAGGUUUAUGUAGCCGACGAUUACGUUAAAUGUGUGAAACGGAGUUCGUUGCCGGAUCUUUCAAAGGACACCAUAGACAAGAUUGCAUCAGACUCCGGUGGAGCUAUAAGUUUCUCUCGGAUAUCAGGUGCUGUAAUCGCUGACGGAAGGAGCGAUAAUAACUCCGGUGAGGAGCUAAAGAUGCCGGCGACUGAAUUCCUCGUUGAGGUGGCGAAGGGACUGAGAAAGGCUCUUGGACUGCACCUGUUUAAUUUCGAUAUGAUUAGAGAUGGUGAAGGAGAUGGGUAUCUGGAAUCGGAAAAGAUGACAAAGAACGAGAUCGAGUGA